Fusarium proliferatum ET1 is the source of this 2253-nucleotide messenger RNA. RefSeq lists its product as uncharacterized. Gene Ontology annotation, molecular function: protein binding. The transcript has 3 exons. Lineage: Eukaryota; Fungi; Ascomycota; Sordariomycetes; Hypocreales; Nectriaceae. The record is from RefSeq and is a predicted model, not a curated record. Bases 1 to 2253 code for a protein of 750 amino acids.
AUGCAUCUCCGGCAUCUGCAAGUACACCGUAGGGCCGACGGGCUUUUUGGGUUUGGUAACAUCGCUCAUGAGAUCGACGUCUCGUCGGACGGCUCAAAGCGCCAUGUACAAAAGAGGCAACCACAAGAAAUAAGGACUGUCUUCAAGACAUUGGAAGCUACUUUCGAAGGGAAGAUUGGUGGCUACAAAACAGUAGGCCACGAGCCUAAACCAACGGACUCAUCAAAGGACGAUGACGAGGAUGAUGACGAUGACGAGAGAGACGCGAAGAAGGAGGCCGAAGAAAAGAAGAAGGAAGAGGCCGAAGAGAAAAAGAAGGAAGCCGAAGAAGCUAAGGAAAAGGCAAAAGAACAGGCAGAGAAGGAGGAAGAGGCAGCGAAGAAAAAGGCUGCCGAAGACAAGGCGGAGGAAGAGAAGGAAAAGGCAGAAGAGGCAGCCAAGAAGAAGGCUGUCGAGGAUGCCAAGUCUCGCAGCAAAUCCGAAGAUGACGAUGCAAAGGAGAGCUCGACAGCUAAACCGACAAGAACUCGCGCCCAAAUUACCACUAGUCACGACCCAUCGAGCGUUCCCUCCGUUAUUAGCGAUCCCACUGGCAGUCAAUCUAUCGAAUCCAUUCUCGCCAAGGCCACUGGCUCAGCUUCUGCUUCCACAACUAUCGAUGAGGUUGCCGACAUGUCUGGAGCCUCGAGUCUCCCUAGCUCCAGCUCCAGUGCUGCGCCAGAAGCUAGUGGUAGCACCAGUGCAGGAACCAAGGCAGGAAUCGCGUUUGGUGUUCUUGGUGGAUUACUCGCCAUGGGCUUGCUUGUCUACUUCAUCUUCACUAAACGCCGAAAGCAGGCCGAGAUGGAAAGACUGGAGAAUGAUGAUGAGAAGCUUCAUGGCCCGAUGGCUGGUAACGGUGGCCCUCCAAUGGUUGCUGCAGCUGCUGUGCGCCGUUCUAUGUCUCCCGAGCCCAUUGAAACUGCCUCUAUCCGCACUGACGCAAAGGCUCCCCGUGUUAGUCUCCGACCCGUGACCCAAUUCCUUCCCAACUGGAACGGCCUUGAAAAGGAGAAACGCGCAAGCAAAGGUGCAGGUUUAACUCUUGCUGUACCAGCUGCAGCUUCUUCACCUGCUACUGGUCCCUUGUCCCCUCGAGCCGUGGGAGGCAGUGCCUGGGAGCGUCCAACAACAGCUCAAAGCGUCGAUCCUGCUAACCCCUUCGGCACACAGGCCGAGCGUGUUCCAUCUCCCGUUCAGGAGGAGACUGCUUCUGCGCUGAGGGCUUCUCCCAGCCCCAUGUCGGAAAAGUCGACCAUUGCUGUUGCUGCCGCCGCCGCCCUCCCAGCCGCCACCGCUCCAGUCUCACCUCAAUCACCUUCUUCUCCCCAGGGACCCCUCGCCGCCAAUGGAACUGCAGUUGCCGCUAUGGUCGCUCGUAAGACUUCGAUUCGCAAGGCUGGAGGCCCGCAGCAACUUGACUUGACUCUUCCAAAUGCCCCUAUGGCAGCUGUUCCCGCUAGUCCUGCUGGUACUGAGUACAGUGGCUCUUCCGCUCCUUCUGGAGGUCCCGACAGUCCUUCUGCAGGUGCUGCGGCUAUUGCUGCUGCUGGCGGACCCGCAAACUCGGCCGUUCACCGCGUGCAGCUUGACUUCAAGCCCACUAUGGACGAUGAAUUGGAACUUAGAGCUGGUGAUCUUGUACGACUCCUUCACGAGUACGAUGAUGGCUGGGCUCUUUGUAUCAGACUUGACCGUUCUCGACAGGGUGUCGUUCCUCGAACCUGUUUGUCAACUCGUCCUGUGAAGCCCCGCCCUGCUCAAGGCGGCCCUCGCCCGGGCCCUCCUGUUAAGGCUGGCGGGCCUCCCCGAGGACCUGGACCUAAUCAAUCUCAAGGACAACGACCUAUGACCCCUCAAGGAAACUUUGGUCAAGCUCGACCUGCCUCACCUGCUGGUCCUAAUCCUAACGGCAGUCGUCCUCAAUCGCCAAUGGGACCUCCCGGCCGGCCUCAAGGACGUCCGAUGAGCCCAGGACCUCGAGCACAGUCACCCGGUCCUCGUAGUGGACCGCCUAGUGGCAGACCCAUGAGUCCUGGACCUCGUUCACAGUCACCUGGGCCUGCUGGUGGCCGUUCACAGAGCCCGAGCGGGAUGAACCGAAGAAAUAACCCCCCUGGACCCAGCCCUAUGAAUCCUUCUCAGGACCCCCGCUCGGGGCCAUCUUCAUCGGGCUCUCUUAGCAGGAAACCCGUACCUGGCCAGGCGUAUUGA